Molecule: messenger RNA, 4338 nt
Organism: Fonsecaea nubica
Lineage: Eukaryota; Fungi; Ascomycota; Eurotiomycetes; Chaetothyriales; Herpotrichiellaceae
Exons: 1
Coding region: 1-4338 (1445 amino acids)
Biological process (GO): stress-activated MAPK cascade; protein phosphorylation
Cellular component (GO): cytoplasm
Molecular function (GO): ATP binding; MAP kinase kinase kinase activity
Source: RefSeq, a predicted model, not a curated record
AUGCCUCAGUCAGCAACAAGCCAACCAAUUCCAGUCCCCGUGCCAGUUGGAGUUGGAGUGGUUCAUCAGCCACACGUUGCGGCUGCCACAACUGCCAGUGCUCCUCCCGCAACAGCCGACUUGCAGCCAGCACCACUACUGCACCCAACGUUAUCCCAUUCAGUCCAGGGCCAACCUCAAGUUGUCGCUCCUUCACCUGUGCAUGCUGUCGCCCUCCCGAGAUUCGGACCCCGUGCCUCCAAGACUGAAGAGCAACGUCUCGAACAAGGUCGCUUGCCCCUCGUCAUGGAGCACGAAGAGAUGCCGAUGCAUCGCCCAAGCGGCGGAUCUUCAUCUGGCUCUGACGAAGAUGCUCUCACAUCCUCCUCAUACCCGUAUCCUCCUACCUCCUACGAACCCCCCGAUGGUUCUGUAACCUAUACUCCUACCUCGUCCAUCUCCGCGUAUACGCCCUCGACGGGGUUCUCGUCCUCACUCUCGUCUUGGAAUUCAUAUGGACCACGACCGAGAGGAGGAAGUGGAGGACCCCAGAAUAUGGACCGAUCCUUCUCGGAAAGCGCUCAGAGUGCAGUUGCGGAUUUGCGAGGCGCCAGACCAGGGGCUCCUCUUCGAACUCCUUCAAACACCUACGCACCUCCGAGAAAGCCGCCUCAAUUUCUAUCCCUCAAUUCUAAGAGAAUGCAUUCGUCAAAUACAAUGAGAAGCACGAGGAGGGAUCCGAAUGCACAGUACAAGGCGCAAGAGAAGGCUUAUGUCCAGCGAGUCCGACAACCACCGCCGGAUUGGCUUGAUAAUGAUCCUCGGACACCCAGUAUCGGAUACAGCACGGAUGACGAGACCGACGAUGAAUCGCCUUCAGCUGAACACGGAUUCGACGAUCCCUACGAUCCGGAAACACUGAUGUUCCUCGGCAAUGAGGAAAAUCUUCAGCCGACGGAGGAGGAACUACAGAACUCCGCAAACAGAGAGCGUCUUGAGUGGCAUUCCAUGCUUGCUUCUGUACUGAAAGGCGAUGUGGUCAAACAGGAGAAACAGAGGCUGAUCGGCACCACCGAGCAAAAGAGCAAAGUGGAAUUGGGUGCCGAGAUUUGGCUGGGUGUAAGAGCAAAAUAUUAUGGUCGGCCGUUGCAGAUGCAGAAGAAGCUCAUCGAGGAAGGCCGAGCACAUAUCGGGCCCAUUAUCGAACAAAUUAUUGCCUUUGAGAUCAAGGGCGAGACGGUGGUGGGUAAAUCACCGCUGGAACAAGUUGAAGAGGCCGUGGCCAACAUCGAAAAGUGUGAAUGGCUGUAUCCGUCGCGGAGGGAACUGGAAGCUGCCCAGACCAGGGCUGCCUCUGAUGCUUUCAAACAAAGCUGCGACGCCAUCAUCUCCUGGCACAAUAUCACACAAUCCAUCAACACUGAACUGGCUGUCCUCCAGGCGUGGGUCGGAAAUUCCGAGUUGGACUUUACCAGGCAAAAACGUCGUUCUAGCAGAGACGGCGAUCUUUCAGACGAAUCUUCAUUUAUCGACAGAAUUUUAAAGGAAGAUGGGCUGAAGUCGUUGCAGGGUGACAAGAGCAUGUUCCUGGCGAUCAGCGAGGUCAUCACGAAGGCCAAGAGCACCUUGAUCGAAAACGCGGAGGCAUUUGCCGCGCGCCACCUUCCACCUUAUAUCGAAGAGCUUUUGACUCUGAUCAACUUCCCUUCCAGGUUAAUCCAGGAGAUUAUCCGGAUGCGGCUGUCCUACGCAAAGAAGAUGAAAGAAUCGGCGCAGCAGUCCGUCAUGAUCAUUGACCAGAUGAUUGCACAGUUUCAGAUCCUCAUGCGGCUUGCUUGCCUUAUCAAGCAAGAAUACCUUACAAUGGCGCACCCUGAGCCUGGAUGGGAUCUGCCUCCUUGCAUUGACGAGAACUUCGACAAGGUCAUCGUGGACGCUCUCAAGUUUUACUUUAAGAUGCUGAACUGGAAAUUGGGUGCGAACAAGAACACAUUCCGCGAAGCCGAAAUUCUCGAACAAGAAUGGGGCUUUUCGAACGAAAUAGGGCGGCAACUCGAAGGGGGCGAUAUUGAAGUUGCGGAGCAAUUCAGUUCACUUACAGCCAAGUCACUACUCCGGCUCACUGCUUCAUUUGAGCGAGAGCUUCGAAGCAAACCAGACGAAAGUCCACAGGAGAUGGAGAAACGUUACAAGGCGAUUUUGGAUUCCGUCCGUGUACGACAACGAAAGCUGUUCAGAUUCUCUCGCAUUCUGCGGCAAAGGUUCGAGAAUGCGACCGAGUUCAAUGUCGGUAUGGGACCAGAGCAGCUGCAGGCAUUUGCCGAAGCUCUUGUAUUGUCUGGACACUUCCUCGUGGAACCAAGCACAAACAGUCCAAAAGGCAUUCAUUUUGUGGCUUCAGCAUCGCUGUGGAACAGACCGAAAGAGAUUCAGUCAAUGCUGGGCACAUCGUUCCAUGAAGAUGACGCGGCGGAAGAUCCCUCAAACCCUUACAUUUUGAUCAUUAGACCGGAGGAUGACAUGACUUGGGAAGGUCCCAGGAUGGAGCUCGAUGCUCUGGAACUGCCCACUGACGUGAGAUUGGGGAGACUCCGUCUCGUGGCUGACGGAUCAUCGCUUCGUCUGCAAGGUGCGCGGAUGGAAUUUGCCAAUGCGAUUGGCAGGGAGCUGGACGUGGUGAUUGAACAGCGAGCUAACUUGUCUCGAGUGAAUCUUGAGCUUGGGAAAAUCAAAAAGACCACCUUCAAACUGUCGAAUACUAUCAUGGAAAGUGUGGAGGUGAUCCGGUCCCAGAAUGGUGGGAUUGCCAGUCCAGAGCUGGUACAAUCUUGUUUCGCCUUCGCUACCGAAUUCGGAAAACGAUCUUUGACAUACAUGGAUCCCAAUCGACGCAUGAUGAACAAUAUGAAACUUACUCGGCUUGCGCUGGACUGGGUCAGCUUCAUCUGCGACGAUUGUGAUGCGGCCGACCGAAGGACCUUCAAGUGGGCGGUGGUUGCGUUGGAGUUUGCAAUGGCGAUGACGCGAGGCCGGAACAUCUUGGACAUCACGGACGAAGACUACAAACGCAUCAGGGUCAAAGUGGCUGGUUGUAUGUCUGUGUUGAUCUCUCACUUUGACAUUAUGGGAGCACGAUCGACCUUGGCUGCACAGCAAGAGAAAUCGCGAAUGGAAGCCCUGACAGGCAUGAACAAGCGACUGGACUACAACAAGUUGCGUAACGACGAAGAUUGUCGGAAUGAAAUGUGCCAGCAGCGACUGUCUGAGCUUAUUGCCAUUGAUCAGGUUCGCGAGGAACGAGGGACCAAGACCACUCUCGGACGGGUGUUGGAGGGCUCGAAUGAAGCUGAUCGAUCGCUCACGUUUCUCUCUUCGUCUGCAACCAAUAUCACCAUGAGAUGGCAGCAAGGCCAAUUUGUGGGUGGCGGCACUUUUGGGUCGGUGUACGCGGCUCUCAAUCUUGAUACAGGAACCUUGAUGGCCGUUAAGGAGAUUCGUCUGCAGGACCCGCAGUUGAUUCCGACCAUUGUCAAGCAGAUUGGCGACGAGAUGGGUGUUUUGGCCGUGCUUGAUCACCCCAACAUUGUUUCCUACUAUGGUAUCGAAGUCCAUCGCGACAAGGUUUACAUCUUUAUGGAAUAUUGCUCCGGUGGCUCGGUAGCCGGCCUCCUCGAGCAUGGACGGAUUGAGGACGAAACGGUCAUCAUGGUCUACGCGCUGCAGAUGCUGGAGGGGCUGGCGUAUCUGCAUUCAGCACACAUUGUCCACCGGGACAUCAAGCCAGAAAAUGUUCUGCUGGAUCACAAUGGCGUCAUAAAAUACGUCGAUUUCGGGGCAGCAAAGAUAAUUGCGCGACAAGGACAAACAAUGAUGGCCCCAGAGGCGCCGCAGCGCGCGAACGUCGAUCCUGGUCAGCUUCCACGACAGCCCCAGAAGACUAUGACGGGCACCCCAAUGUACAUGUCACCAGAAGUGAUUCGUGGCGAUGCACCAGCAACCUCACGCUUUUCGGGAGCUGCCGAUAUUUGGUCAUUGGGGUGCGUGAUUUUGGAAAUGGCAACUGGCCGUCGCCCUUGGUCGACGUUGGAUAAUGAAUGGGCCAUCAUGUACAACAUUGCCCAGGGUAAUCCGCCGCAGCUACCCACCGAAGACCAGCUGAGUCCGCAGGGGAUUGAUUUCCUAAAGAAGUGCUUCGAGCGCGAUCCGGCAAAGAGGAGCUCGGCUGCUGAGUUGUUGCAACACCCGUGGAUUGUGGAGAUUCGACGGAUGGUGGUUGAUGAUCCAGAGGCCCAGACGCCCAGGAGUGAGAGCAGCGGAGGCGUGUCGCUUCCUAGCCGGCAGAACUCGACAGCCUCGUGA